Messenger RNA from Dufourea novaeangliae, 1307 nucleotides. RefSeq names its product lachesin-like. The coding region runs from base 1 to 1101 and encodes 366 amino acids. Lineage: Eukaryota; Metazoa; Arthropoda; Insecta; Hymenoptera; Halictidae. Gene Ontology annotation, cellular component: neuron projection. The transcript is spliced from 8 exons. The record is from RefSeq and is a predicted model, not a curated record.
AUGGCAGUCAACGUGUUAAAGGUUGGCUGGCUACGUGCCUCGGACCAGACCAUUCUCUCGGUCAACACGAGGACGGUGACGCAUAAUGCACGUAUCGCGGUCUCGUACGAGACCGGCGGAAGUUCCGGGUCCGGCGCCGUGUCCGGUAACGCCUUUGGGGUGACAGGAAGUAGCCAAGCCACGGAGGAAGUCGCCAACGGCACGUGGCGGCUCCACAUUCGUCAGUUAAAGGAAUCGGAUAGGGAUUGUUACAUGUGCCAGAUUAACACCAGCCCGAUGAUCUCCCAGCUCGGAUGUUUGGACAUUCUCGUGCCACCGGAUAUCGUUUACGGGGGCGACACCAGCGCCGACUUGGCAGUUCCGGAGGGCGACAACGCGACUCUAAUCUGCCGUGCGACGGGACGACCGACUCCGAGAGUGUCCUGGCGAAGGGAAGACGGUGAACCCAUUCUUAUAAGGGCCUCUUCUGCCGGUAUUAACACUUUCGAGAGUCACGAGACCUACAACGGCUCCCUGCUGCAAUUCCAUCGUGUCGAGAGGCGACAACUGGGGGCGUAUCUCUGCAUCGCCAGCAACGACGUGCCGCCCGCCGUUAGCAAGCGAGUGACACUCGCCGUGAAUUUUGGACCUGUCGUCAAAGCACCUAAUCAGCUUCUGGGCGCACCUUUGGGCACGAACGUCCAAUUGGAGUGCAACGUCGAGGCAUUCCCGAAUACAAUUAAUUAUUGGGUAAAGAACCGCCAGGACACGGAGGACGAGAUACUGAUCGAGGGACACAAGUACAGCGUACGAGAAGAACGAUUCGGAUAUACAGUUUCGAUGUCACUGUUAAUCAAAGACUUCACCGAGCUGGAUGUGGGCAGCUACAGAUGCGUCUCGAGGAACAGUCUUGGCAAGGCCGAUGGUACUUUAAGACUGUACGAAAUUAAAAUGGGCUUCGACAGGUCAUCGCGUGGAAAAGAUCAUGUGUCUAUUAUCGGUGGUUUAGCCGAAGCUGCGCAAAGCUCGGGCGCUAGCAGAGGGUUCUUGGGCUGUAGCAACAAAUUAUCGCAUUUCCUGUCAAUGUUUCUCUUCAUACCGUUAUUCAUCUGGCCACGGUGAAGAAGGCAUACGCUGCUGGCCCCUGCUAAGCCGAGUGCCGGAUAACUUUGUGCCAAAGGACAAGACAAAAAAUCAAGAAUGCUUGUGUAUGCGUAUGCAUGUAUGUGUGUGUAUGUUGGGUCAGAUGAUAUCCAAAGUGUACGAAAUUAUAAAAAAAAAGAGAAUGUGUGCAAGAAAGGAUGAAGCGUUCUAUCCGAUAGAAAGAA